ACUCGUGUUCACCCAGAUAAAAAUAAUUAUAGAUAACUAAUAACAAUGGACAUUUAAAAAGGAUAAUUUAAAAUAUCAGACUACACAGUGAUUAUAGGGACAAUUGACAUGCGACAAUCCCUGAAUAAAACCAUCAGGUCGAUCGAUUUACAAACCAAUUAAAAUGGAGUUGAAAAAUGGCGGUCAUAUGAUAUGAAGUACCACUCAUACUCAGAUCGGUGAUUAGUAUCAAGUGUCAACAUGGAACCAACAUCCGGAAUCAGGAGAUUAACUCUCUGCCUUGUAUGGACAUUUACAGUGAUGCAUUAUUCUCGGGCUCAAGAAACCGACAUAGUAUUCUAUUUAGAGGAGGAGAAGCCCGCGGGGACAUAUGUCGGAAACGUAGCUACUGCGAGUGGAGUGGACCAGUAUGUGAGCGACGAAGAACUCCCCUUAUUAGAAUACACCUUCCUCAAUCCCUCCAAUUCUAAACAAGCCGCAUUGUUUCGGAUUAACAGCAACGAUGGCUCAGUAUACACCACUCGAAGAAUCGAUCGCGAAGUGCUCUGUCAGAACUCAUUAACCUGUGAAACCGAAGCGGAUGUCACCAUCAAAUCCAGUGCCUCAAUAUUUCUCAAACUCUUCACCAUCAAGUUUGUUAUCGAAGACAUAAACGAUAAUUCACCGAUAUUUACUAGGGAUGUGAUCACCCUUUACAUUCCAGAAUCAGCGAUUGUUGGAACAAAAUAUGGUAUCGAAGGCGCCGUCGAUAAGGACAUGGGGCCUAAUAACUCAAUACAAUCGUACGAGCUCUUAAAACCUAACAGUGCUUUCGGCAUUGAAUCAGAGAAAAAACUUGACGGGAGUUCCAUUGUGAAAAUUGUUUUGUUAAAGAAACUGAACCGAGAACACAGAGAUUUAUAUAACUUUUAUGUUCUUGCCAAAGAUGGCGGAAAGCCACAAAAGACUGGCAGCGUGGCCAUUAAUGUGAAUGUGAGGGACGUGAAUGAUAAUCCGCCGGUUUUUCACAAGGAUAAAUAUACUAUAAACGUUGCUGAGAAUACUAGAGUUAAUUCGAUAAUUGGACGCGUGAAAGCCACAGAUAAGGAUAUAGUGGAGAAUGGGCGCGUGUCGUACAGAUUCAGUCCUUUAAGACCGAGUAAAUUAGAAGAUUUGCUUUCUAUCAAUCCAGUGUCGGGUGAACUGACGGUAAAAUCACCUCUACAAUACGAAUCAGGUAAAACAUACGACACAAUAGUUGAAGCUACUGACAAUGGUAAUCCCCCUCAAGUAUCCCAAACUGCUCUUAUUGUUAAGAUCAUCGAUGUCGGCAAUAAUCCCCCAAAAUUAAAACUUAAUCUCGCGUCUCCGGUUAAUUCGGACACCAUCUUGCAGUCCGAGGGGUCAAUGGCUGGAACAUUCGUCGGUCAUAUUAAAGUUGAAGACCGAGAUCCGGGGUUGAACGGCGUCGUAAAGUGCCGCUCCGAGGAGCCGUAUUUCCGAGUGCAAAAAUUGGACGGGAAAGGAUAUGCUCUGUUGACAAGCAAACUCCUAGAUCGUGAAAAGAGUGAUAAACAUUAUGUGGAAAUAGUUUGUGAAGACACUGGCACACCAAGUCUCUCUAGUUAUGUAACUUUUAACGUAGUCGUAACCGACAUCAAUGAUAACGCACCCAAAUUCUUGCGCUCCACCUAUUAUGCUAACGUGACCGAAAAUUCCCCCAAGGGCGUCCUUGUCACCCGAGUAGCAGCUAUAGAUCGAGACACAGGCGUCAAUAGUCAGUUUAAUUACAAUCUAAACUGGGAUUCGAAUUCAAUGUUUAAAAUCGAUCCCGAAUCUGGGAUCAUAACCACGAGUGCAAUAUUUGAUCGCGAAACGAUGAAGCAAGUUAAAUUCACUGUUAAGGCAGUCGACCAGGGAAAAUCGUCUCUUGUGGGUUCCACCACUGUGGUUGUGAAUAUCCUGGACGAAAACGACAAUACACCUAUAAUUGAUCCAGAGAGCCUCAGUGUACGAGUGGUAGAAAAUAUCCCAGUUGGUGGAGAUGUGGGUAAAAUAACCGGCACGGAUGAGGACGAGGGUAGAAAUGCAGAAUUAGAAUUCCGCUUAAAGGAUAAAGACCCUCGAUUACCGUUCGUGGUCUUUGCUGAUGGAACAAUUAGAACAAUAAAAAGUUUGGAUCGUGAAAAGCGCGAUAAGUAUGAAUUUGAUGUUAUGGUGACCGAUAAAGGUUAUCCCUCAAGAUCUUCGCAUGGCCACGUCAUCAUCGCAGUGUUGGAUUUCAACGACCAUUACCCGGUCAUUGAGUUCCCCAAUUCUGCUAAUGACAGUGUUAUUGUUCUUUCUGAUCUUAAGCCAGGAAGUGUCAUAACAAAGGUUAUGGCUUAUGAUGAGGAUUUAGAAAAUAAUGGACAAUUGUCUUACUCAUUUACACACGAGAAAAAACAAAAUAUGUUCUUGAUAUCGCGGGAAAAUGGAGAGGUUAGUCUUGCCAGACGAAUAACCCCAGAUGAUAAAGAAUAUAUCCAGAUGAGAAUUUCUGUUCAAGAUCAAGGCUCGCCGCAGUUAGAAUCUCGGGAAAACCUCAACGUGAAAAUAAUCUUUACAAAUGCUACUUUAGCAGCCAGAAAGACAGCGUCAUAUGGAUAUAAAUAUAUGAUAAUAGCCGGUGUAGUGGCCGGCAUUACUAUCAUUCUCUCUAUACUCAUUGUGGUGGCCAUCAUCAGACUCAAACGAUCCAGCAGUAGGUACAAUGGCAGAGAACGAACGGCUGUUCAAGAACAAGGCGACGACAAAUCUGGCGAGAAAGAGGCCCUUAAAAAUAAUUCACCUAAACGAGUCACCUUGGCCAAUGCCGACGAGGACACCUUUGAGUUCUUCAUGAAUUCCAAGAUGGAAAAGGAUCCGAAAUUCAACAUGAAUAAAUCUUCAGGUGGGAAUAUCUAUGAACCACCACCAACUUCUGAUCAGUAUGGAAAACAAGAGUUCCUUACUUUUAAAAAGAAGGCGUUAAAUGAUGACGUUAGAAGUGAUAUAUCUGGUGAAACAGCUAGUGAUAGUGGGCGUGGUACCAGUGAAGAUGAGAUCCAUUUAACUAUAUUAGCAGGUGGCGAUGGAAGUUACAGACGCUGUCAAGUGAGUUUGAGUCCCGAUUUCGAGGAUUUUCUACCACCACCGCCUUACGUCAUUGGCGAUAAAACUGACCAAUCGAAACAGCUGGCUCACGUGUCAACCUACCCGAAACCCAGAGCGAUGAAAAAGGAAGGCGCUGGUGCCUCAUUGCAUAAUAUUAGUAAAUCUAACACUGAAAGGGGUGCUUAUGGUACUCUUGGGUACGAAAAUAAACUUUUAGUAAAUGGCUCAAGUGGAAAACUUUUAUAUAAGCCAAGUGGCUCGGGUAUUAACGAUUACCCAACCAUAGAAAUGAGAAGACUUGAAAUAACACCAAAUGGUUAUAAAGUCUCCUGAAUAACAACUAAAAAGGGUCAAAGUGCGCAAAGUGAAACAUUUUUAUGUGUAUUUAUAUUGUGGUGAAUUGAGUAUUAUUUAUUUUCAUUCUUGGCCUCUGAUUUAUACAUGUAUUGACAUAUUCUAAGAAUAUAGUCUCAAAACAUGUAGACUUGUCAUCAAGUUGUCAAUCCAUAUGAACGCUUGAUUAUGCAGCUUCGUUCCAUGUCUGGCAAGAAAAACUGGUCUAGCCUUGCACGUAAAUGAAUCCUUUGCAGUUAAAAGUCGAUGAAAAGUAACCGGAAACUACGUUGGUCGGUCUUCAUUAGCCAAUUGGUUAAAAGAAGAAACAAGGCCGCCAAAUCCCAUUUCACGUUCUAUAAUUAUGUUCUGAUUUGUCUUAAAUCUUUGUGCAUAAAUAGAUCGGCUAACGCAGUCAAUGUAUCAUUUUAUGCCGUAAUUCCCUAACACUGUGAAAAGGGGAGUUAGUCUAGUCAUUGCUGUUAAUUUACAUGUAUAAGAUUAAACCAUUUUAAAUGAUCUAGUUGUCAUUAUUUAAAAACAUAUCGAUCAAUAUUAUUGUGAGAUGAAUAAAUGUAGCCUGUUUAUUGUUUAAAUAUAUCAUAUAGCUUCAGAGUUUAUGCAGGGUAAGUUUCGUAUUUUUAUAUUCAGUUAGCGGAAUAGUUGAGUUUUAACCAAAUACACAUUGUCGUGGCCAUAUUUAUAAUAGUAUAACAGAACGAUGAAAAUUGGUUACACAUGUAGAAUCCUCAAAUGAGAAGUAGCAUCAGGUGUCCAAGAAAGUCAUACGAUUAUUUUUUAUAUACAAGUCUUAUUUCGUGCCAUGGUCAUACGCAUAGUAAUACAACACAAUUAUGAACAUUUAUUAACCAUGUGAACUUCUUGAACGAGAGUGGUAUCAGGUGUUACAGAAGGACACACGAUUUACUCACAUAUGUUAUUUAUUUUUCACCUCUGUCAAUAGAUUCGGGUUUAUCGUGACAUGAAUUACGAUCCUAUUUGACAUUUACACUGCGAAUUACCCUGUUUCAAAUAGACGAAAACUGAAUU
This is a messenger RNA of Patella vulgata (common limpet), 4497 nucleotides long. RefSeq names its product protocadherin-11 X-linked. Gene Ontology annotation, molecular function: calcium ion binding. The transcript is spliced from 4 exons. The coding region runs from base 241 to 3447 and encodes 1068 amino acids. Gene Ontology annotation, cellular component: plasma membrane. Gene Ontology annotation, biological process: homophilic cell-cell adhesion. NCBI's taxonomy places the organism in Eukaryota, Metazoa, Mollusca, Gastropoda, Patellidae. The record is from RefSeq and is a predicted model, not a curated record.